This is a messenger RNA of Caretta caretta (loggerhead turtle), 5793 nucleotides long. RefSeq lists its product as uncharacterized. Lineage: Eukaryota; Metazoa; Chordata; Testudines; Cheloniidae. The record is from RefSeq and is a predicted model, not a curated record.
CGGGAGCUCGGGCUCCAGGCAUAUUCAGGGCCGGGGACUCUGCCCCACCAAUGUUUGGAGCCGGGUCUCUCCCGCAGCCCCGCCUGGAGCGUCCCCCGGCUCCCGCCCGCCUGCGCGCCUCCCCCGGGCCCCAGAGCGUCCCGGCCUGGUUGAAAGCGGGCUGCUGCCGGGCCGCUCCGCGCUGCUCUCCCUCGCCUGAGCUGCCGGCCGCUGCCGCUGCCCACGGCGAGGCUGCAGCAGGGGAGCGACGGCGGCAGGCUGAGGCAGGUGGCUGCUGCCGCCGCAGCUGAGGAGCGGGAGGGGGCACACGCAUGAUUGGUAGCCCUCCCCUCCCCAGCACCCACCGGGAGGCAACACCAAGGGGGCUUCCAGCUGGGAGACGUCGGGAGUGGACCGGACUCACCUGAGCAGCUGCUGGGGCUUGGGACUAGAAGAGAGUUUCAAGACAGAUUACCAGGAUUUUCCAGUGUCUUCAACAAUGAUAUUGCGCUCAAGAUUCCAAAAGCCUUCCGAGGUGAAGAUUAGAAAACAACAAAUAAGGUGUGGUAAAAAUAAACAGAAAAAAUCAACUGCAUCUCGGAUACCAGUGGACCAGGAAACUACACGUAAAUAUCAAAACCUAAAGAAAUCAUCAAGUAAAUGUGAAGCAUACCAACACUAUGACAGAAAGAAAUGUUACAUACUGACAAGGGACUCAAAAACGCUGCGUUUUGAUUUAGACGAGUAUGGUCAUUGUAAAAUAUCAAUUGAGGAUUCACAAUCCACUGAAGAUAUUGCAUGGUUAGACAUAUUCACAAGCAACAAACUGAAUAACUGUGCUCCAGUGGCCAGAAACGGAAUUAAAAAACGUUGUAAAAAUUUGGUGACCAUGACCCAGCGAUCAAAAAAUAACUUUCUCCUAUUGGGCAAGAAUAAGAAACAACUGUACCUGAAGGUCUUGAAUCCAAAUGGUAAGACAACAGAGGGUCAUAUGGUGGAAGAAGACGGCAUGGAAGUGAUUACAGGUGGAGCUCCUGACCCCAGGCAGUUGACUGAACAAGACAACCAGCUGUUCAUCAUGCAUAACAACCAAGAAGAUUCAGUUAGAUUUCAGUGUUAUAAGGAUCAGAACUACUACCUUCAUGUGAACAAGGACUCCGUUGAUCUAUGCAAGAUGGAAGAAACCGAUGGUGAUACAGGAAAAGACUUCUAUUUCAAGGUGGCAUAUGUGUGAUACAUAGUUCCCUAGGCCUUGCAAUGUCUCAAGUAUGUACGAAGCCCCUAAAAUGAGCCAACACAAAAUAGAAAUGAAGGGAGAUUGAGAUCAUGUGGGGAUCAAGUUCCUUAGUUUUGUAUAAAGUUUUUCAAUAGUCUCUGUUUCGAGAUUCACUAUUUUUGAUGUCUGAGAGAGAUCAGUUUGUGUUUUAAAUAUACUGUACCUGAGUGACAUAUGUAACUUAAAGGGGGGAUGGCUAGCAGUGUUUUAGAAAAAAGCAAUUUCUUGGUAACUUUUUUUCUUGACUUUAUACUUUAAAGGAGGCUGAUUUGGGAAGUGGGAAACAACAGCAGAGGCCCCAAGAUAGGAAGCGAGAAUCACAGAAAAGAUAAAAUAGAAAACACUUUUAAUAUUACAUUUUGUAAUAAGAAAAUUUGUUUCUUAAAUGUCCCACAUCAAUUCACCUGAAAAACAUGGAGAGAAAUAAUUAUUCAGCAGCCACUACAUGUACGUGAAUAUGUGUGCACUAUGUACUUACUUUACUGAGGCUUUGCUGCAGUAGCCAUUCUGCUCCCACCCUGGAAAUCUGAAAAAAAGAGCCUAAGGACAGAGGGCUAGUAGUUAAAGGCUAACAGCAAAGCUAUUCCACCUUCUUUACCACCCCUCAAGUAAAUCCAUUUGCAUCUCCAGGCUGCUCCAGCCCUAAUUCUUCAUCUUUCCACCCCCCACCAAAAAAACCAACAGCAUGGCCUGAGAAUCCCACUGCAUUAGCGGGAAGAAGGCAGAUUGGACAUCAUGGAAGGAUGUGCUCCCUGUGAACUUUGGUCUGGUCAACUCCUAACUCUGAAUCCUAGAGGGAAAUACAAUAGAGAAGGAAAUCUUUAGCUCAGGUACAGAACAAAGUACAAAACAGUACAAACAAAAAUUGAAAUAAGUGUCUGAAUAAAUGAAUUCAAAGAAUAAACUCACGCUUCUUACCUUGGGCUUGCAGCAGCCCUUGUGCAGGACAGAGCCAUCUGAAAUAGGCAAAGGAACAAACCAAAAAUAUGAAGUGGUUGAUCUAGACAUCAAGGCUCUGAUUCUCCAUUUCCCAGCACCUUACUUCAUUAUUUACCCAUGUAAAGUGGGUGUAAAACACUACCAUUUGAUUUCAUAACCUAUUAAACUCAUUUUGCUCUGGUGUAAAUGACUACACAACAGUGAACCAGGCCUUAAAUAUCAGACAUUACACAACUACUCCAGGGUACUAUACCUGGAACUGCAGGUUUGGUGCAACAAUGCACAGGUCCCACAACAUUUGCAGAGAGUGUUCUGUGUGGAUAUAGAACACUGUGCACCUGAAACAGGAAACCUAAUGUGGACACUCAAUUGUACUAGGCUAAGUUGCAACCAAGCAAUUCUCUAGUAGGCUUCAAAGUUGUGUGAGACCAUGCAAGAAGAGAAACAGAACUUAAUUUUCACACAUCGCCAUGCGUAAUGCUACUGCUGAGCUAACACCUGUUAUACUCUUUAAAUAGUAAGAAUGUGUGCAAAGUUGUGAAGAAACCUAACAACUUUUGCUGCUCAAUAAACAAGAGAUUCUGACAUAACCCCUUCAUUUUGACUAAAAAUUCUUAUGGAUCCAGGUGUCUGAUCAGACACCAUUUAAAUCAGUAAAAGACAGCCAUUGACUUCAAUGUGCAUUGCACUGGAUCUUAAUGAUUUGAAAUCUCCAUUGGAUGAAACACAGACUUGAGUGACUUUAACUGAUAAAUAGAACUAUCUGUUAUGUUGCUCACCCAUUAAUUAAACUAAAUGUCAUUACACAACAGUAUCUCAUAAUACAUUUAUUUUGAGAAAGAGGGCAGGAGAACAAAGACCCUAAUUCAGUUUGAAUAUUUGAAAAGUGCUUCCAAGUGCAGGUAUUUUGGAUUCAUUCUGUGCUUCUGGAGCAGGGGUAGGCAACCUUUUUGGCCAGAGGGCCACAUCGUGGUUGCAAAACUGUAUGGAGGGCCAGGUAGGGAAGGCUGUGCCUCCCCACACAGCCUGGCCCCUGCCCUCUAUCCACCCCCUCGACUUCCCACCCCCUGACUGCCUGCCUCAGAACCUCCAGCCUAUCCAGCUCCCCCUGCUCCUUGUCCCCUGACUGCCCCCUCCUGUCCUUAACUGCCCCACCCCAGGACCCCAACCCCCCUCCCCCCCCCCAAGUCCCUUUCAGAAUGCAGCCCUGCGAACAUGGGCAGAGGACUCAGGAGGAGCAGGGGCAACUGCGCAGCCGGAGAGAAGCGGCGGUUUCUCCUUCAAAGCACUGCUUCUCUCUGGCCGGCUGCGUGGCCGGCCGCUGCUCCUCUAGAGUCCUCCACCUGCGUUUGCAGCACUCCCAUCACCCACACCUCCCGCCUGCUCUCCUAAGGCUGUAGGUGAGCCUCCAUCCCUGCUCUCCCCUUCCCUCACAGAGCAGCCCCCCCCCCCCUCCCGUGGGGAGUGCACCAGUGCUGAUCUGCCCGAGUGCCUGGCCCUGGGGCCCCCUGUUGUUGGAGGACCUGUGUCAGGGCACCUGUGUUUACAGGUAAAUCCGCCCCUGAGUCGUGCUGCCUGGCCGGAGCCAGCCACACCGCCACACUGCCCGGCAGGAGCUCGUAGCCCCGCCACCCAGAGCGCUGACGGCACGGUGAGCUGAGGCUGCCAGGGAGGGCUGGGGGCUAACCUCCCUAGCUGGGAGCUCAAGGGCCGGGUAGGAUGGUCCUGGGUGCUGAAUGUGUCCCCUGGGCCGUAGUUUGCCCACCUCUGCUCUAGACCCUGUUGUGCCACUGAUUAAGAUUAGCAAUAUGAUGGUCCUAUUCAUGUACAAAACACUCUCUCUAGUGGCUAAAUUCCUGGAACUGUUCCUUCACUGGUUUUAGGAUGAAGCUGAUAGUGAGUCAAAGUCCCUGGAAAGAUUCUUCCUGACUUUUCUGUGGCCUUUGGACUGGGCCUGUAGUAAAAGUGUGAAUUGUGGUGCCACAUGUACAGUAUGUAGUUAUUUUGCACUUGGCCUGUUUACAUGCACAGCUUCAUUUUUUCACUCUCUCCUAUUUCAAAUUAGGGCUGUCAAACAAUUAAAAAAAUUAAACAAUAGAAUACCAUUUAUUUUAAAUAUUUUUGGUUGUUUACUACAUUUUCAAAUAUGUUAAUUUCAGUUACAACACAGUGUACAGUGCUCAGUUUAUAUUUAUUUUUAUUACAAAUAUUUGCACUGUAAAAAAAAUAUUUUUCAAUUCACCUCAUACAAAUAUCAUGAAAGUUGAACUUACAAAUGUAGAAUUCAGAGUAACAGCCGUGUUAGUCUGUAUUUGCAAAAAGAAAAGGAGUACUUGUGGCACCUUAGAGACUAACCAAUUUAUUUGAGCAUGAGCUUUCGUGAGCUACAGCUCACUUCAUCGGAUGCAUACUGUGGAAAGUGUAGAAGAUAUUUUUAUACACACAAAGCAUGAAAAACUGAAUGCAUCGGAUGAAGUGAGCUGUAGCUCACGAAAGCUUAUGCUCAAAUAAAUUGGUUAGUCUCUAAGGUGCCACAAGUACUCCUGUUCUUUUUGUUUGUCUUAGCGAUUGACAGAAUAAGAAGUAGGACUGAGUGGACUUGUAGUUUUUGUAGAAGUAGGACUGAGUGGUCUUUAUAGUUUUACACUUUUGUUUUUGAGUGCAGUUAUGUAACCAAAAAAAUCUGCAUUUGUAGGUUACACUUUCACAAUAAAGAGAUUGCACUUCAGUACUUGUAUGAGGUAAACUGAAAAAUACUAUUUCUUUUAUCAUUUUUACAGUGCAUAUAUUUGUAAUAAAAAAUAAUAAAGUGAGCACUGUGCAUUUUGUAUUGUAAUUGAAGUCAAUAUUGAAAAUGUAGAAAAACAUCCAAAGUAUUUUUAAAAAUUUCAAUUGGUAUUCUAUUGUUAUAAGUGUAAUUAAUUGCAAUUAAUUUUUUGAAUUAAUCGCAUAAAUUAACUGUGAUUAAUUGACAGCCCUACUUCAAAUAUUUAACAAAGGCCUUUUUUAAAAUCACAUUUUAUGUUUAAGGAAAUAAACAAGUAUAAAGCACAGCAUUGAUAGUUCCUGUAAGGAUUUAGAUAGAUAGUGGUUUUGGACAUUGUAAUUUCACUUAUAACCUUCCAGAAAACACAGAGCAAAUGGUAAAUUCAUUAACAUAAUCUGUAAACAGAAUUCAUAGUAAAAUAGGUGAAUUGCUGAAAUCUGAUCUAAUUUAUGUAUGUAAAAAAUGUGAACCAACACUUUCAAAAGUGCCCAGUGAUUCUGAGGGCCCAACUUGAUUUACUUAGGGUCUGAUUUUUCAGAUGUGUUGAGGCAGAGCACAUGUGAAAAUCAGGUAGCUCAAGUUAGGCAACCAGAAUUAAUGGGAACUUUUGAAAAUUUAAGCCCUAACAUUUAGCAGUAUGAAAAAUAUAUAUUUUAUGCAUUCAGUAGUAAAUAGAGAUGUAAAAUUUCAUAUAAUUCUGAAAAUAUUAUUGCUAGACCUGUAAGAAUGUGAUAUACAAUAUUUUACUUUGCAUGUACUAUUACAAACAGAUAUUUGGUAUAAAGUUUGUCAUCUAAAUAUAGGUUUUUAAUAAACUGGGCACCUUUCAUAA